UUUCCAUCUGCCUUGGGCAUGCCCGGGCCUACGUGUACUUGCAGCACUGACCUGGGAACUCGGUCUCUGUGCGUUUUAUGUAAUGCCGAGAAGAGAUGCAUGCUGCAUUAUCCCUAUGCGUAUCCAGUCGUUGGAUCAUCUUGCAUCGAGGUACUGUCCACUUGUUUGGAAUAACCAGGUCAGGUGAGACUGAACUGCUUCUAACUACGUGGAUUUGGCCGACUCUCCCAAGCCGAACAACCCCAUGUCUCCAGGUGUCUUUGCA
Messenger RNA from Aspergillus caelatus, 265 nucleotides. RefSeq lists its product as uncharacterized. NCBI's taxonomy places the organism in Eukaryota, Fungi, Ascomycota, Eurotiomycetes, Eurotiales, Aspergillaceae. The record is from RefSeq and is a predicted model, not a curated record. The coding region runs from base 19 to 174 and encodes 51 amino acids. The transcript has a single exon.